Messenger RNA from Prorocentrum cordatum, 510 nucleotides. Lineage: Eukaryota; Dinophyceae; Prorocentrales; Prorocentraceae. The record is from the annotation of a GenBank genome assembly.
CCAGUCCCCUACUCAAGCCAGCCAGCGCAGCGAAGGGACCGAACCGCGACUCGACGGCUGGAAUUGGACCGCGCGCUCGCGCAUCUACUUCUCAGCCGGCGCAAACUACCAGCCGCAAUGGUCAAGAUCAGCGUGCUCCGGGACUGCCUGAACGGCAUCGUCAAUGCGGAGAAGCGCGGGAAGCGCCAGGUACUCGUCAGGCCCAACUCGAAAGUGAUAAUCAAGUUCCUGCAGGUGAUGCAGAAGAAGGGCUACAUCGGCGACCUCGAGAUCAUCGACGACCACCGCGCUGGCAAGGUGGUCGUGGAUCUCAUCGGCAGGAUCAACAAGUGCGGCGUGAUCUCGCCCCGCUUCGACGUGGCGCUGGGCGGCAUCGAGCAGAUUGCGAGCGACCUCCUGCCGUCGCGCCAGUUCGGCCACGUCGUGCUGACCACGCCCUACGGCAUUAUGGACCAGGAGGAGGCCCGCAGGAAGCACACCGGCGGCAAGAUCCUCGGCUUCUUCUUCUGA